AUGACGGGUAGCGAUCGAGGGAAUCGCCUUAGACAUCAGCCCACACACUCGUCCACGCAACAGGCUGACUCUACAUCUAGCCAAACCGACGCUCAAUCUCAACUGAAUCGAUCGUUUAGUGCUGAGGAUAAUCGACUCGCUAACGAAAUCUUGAACGAUGUAAAGAGCAUGUCACUCGGAGAACGAUUUGUCCGCCAGAAGAAAACGCGCGUCAAGUACGAUCAAUUGCUUCAUUUCAUGAAAGAUGCUGGUGAACGGGUGGCAACUGGAGAGAAGUUGGAUGUGCUUGACGCUAAAAUUGUCAACAACCUCGAGGAGACAUCGGAAGAUCUGAAGCUUCUUUCGUCGGGAAAAGAAGUUGCCCUCGAUGCGUGCUACAUGGUGGAAAACGUUCAUUUGAUGCGCGAGCGAGUGAAAAUGUUGCAGGAACAUCAAGCGGACAAACGGCUCAACGUCAAAAUUUUUGCGGAAAAGAUGGUUGGAUAUACAAAGAAGCUGGCAGACAAUGUCCCGCCACUGCCAAAACACGACGUCAACCCGCUGCUCGUACUAGACGAUGAUGAGGAGGAGGAUGAAGAGGAGCUGCCGCUAUUGAAGGGACGCCUGACCAACUCCGAACUUACACGACGACAAUGGGCAGCGAUUAGCCACAACUACGAACUCGUGAGGAAUGUCAGUGGAAUUGGCUACCUACGCCCUCUUCUAACCAAUGCCGAACUUCAACCUACGAUUGCCAAGAAAAAGAAGGAGAAAAUGGAUAAACAAGUACAACGACAAAAGAAAGAAGCGGCGGUGAUUCUCGAGCAAAAGGAGAAAGGUGAAAACAUGGGUGAGGAUCAAUCGGUCACCAUUGAGCUUGAUUUUAUCCGAAAGACGUUCCUCCGCUUGCUCAAGAAGACAGAGUCCACUUCUUGCAACUACUACGAAUUUAUCUUUGAUCCCGACGAUUUUGGACGCACAGUCGAGAACAUGUUUCAUGUCUCGUUUCUGCUACGAGAUGCAAGCAUGCUACUUCGCAAAGACACACGGACUGGCCUUCCAAUCUUGGUUUGGGUACCUCCGGAGAAACAAAGGAAGAUCCAGGAAAGCGCCAAAAAGGAGCCACUUCACCAGCAAACGAUUUUCGCAUUCACGCAGCAACAUUGGAAGGAAAUGAAAACUCGAUUGCCAAUCCAGCGUGCCAUCAUCAAACCAUUGGAGCAGCGACAAAGAGAAAGAGAAAGAGAUGAUGAAGGAGAGCACAGAAACGUCGAAAAGCGGCACCACGACGAAACGACCGAGAAGAAACCGACGAAAGAGGAGCUGAAGAAGUGCCGACCCGAAGGAAGUCGCUCAACGGGUCACGCAAAGAAGAUGCGCCACGAAAAG
Molecule: messenger RNA, 1368 nt
Organism: Mesorhabditis belari
Lineage: Eukaryota; Metazoa; Nematoda; Chromadorea; Rhabditida; Rhabditidae
Source: the annotation of a GenBank genome assembly